AGUUUCCUCAUAAUGAAUAUGCUGGGUAGAAUCUCUCAUAUUUUACGAAGAGACAUUACAGCUCAUGGAUUCAGUAUUUCUCAACGGGAAUAUUCCUUCAAAAGUGCCUUCGCCCUCGAGAAUUUGUAUCCAAAUAGUAAUAUUAAGCUGUACCAUCCAGAAUUUAAAAAUGAGGAUCCAAAAGCCGAAUUUACUGGGUUCAUACCUAUGGACAAGCUGACCGUUUCGUACUGUCGUAGUAGUGGUCCUGGAGGACAACACGUUAAUACUGUCAACACUAAAGUCGAUUUAAGAUUCGAAGUGAAAAGUGCUGACUGGAUCUCCCAAAACAUUAGAGAUAAAUUAUUAAUUCAGGAGAAAAAUAGGAUCAAUAAAGACGGCUUUCUUAUCAUAAAAUCGGACUUGACGAGAUCCCAACAAAUGAAUCUAGCAGACGCACUAGAACGUCUCCGAGUGAUGAUCAGAAAAACGUUAGUGAUAUCUCCAGAGAUAUCACCACAGACCGAGGAAAAAAUCCGUAAGGGGCAAAUGAAAGCAGCUAGAGAACGAUUAUUUGAAAAACGGUCUCGAUCGUUAAUAAAGCAAAGUCGUAGAUUAGAAGAUUAAGAGAAUGAUUCGCAGUGAUUUCUAAAUGUACAUAAUUUAAUAAUCAGAAUUAAUGCAUCAAUAAAUUCAAUGUUUUACUCGAUAAUUUCAAUAAGUACUAAACAACAUCAUUCAAUAUCACGAUUGGAUCGGUCAAACUCCUAUCUACUCGAACUUGAGAACUAUAGCAGAGAUUACCUUUGACUAUAGCCAUGAUAAAUUGAACGUGAACGAUGUACUCUAAAUAAUAAAAUUAUUGAUUGUUCUGGAUCAGUCAUAUAGCGGAAUUGUCAUUCAUAAUCAAAAUGAGUUCAGUGCUCUGUUUUUGAUAUGUUAAAUAAUUAUGAUUGGAAUGGUUCAUGUGAACAACGGCUAAUAAAAUCAGGAAUGAAAUGAA
Molecule: messenger RNA, 982 nt
Organism: Diachasmimorpha longicaudata
Lineage: Eukaryota; Metazoa; Arthropoda; Insecta; Hymenoptera; Braconidae
Product: large ribosomal subunit protein mL62
Exons: 3
Coding region: 13-606 (197 amino acids)
Biological process (GO): mitochondrial translational termination
Cellular component (GO): mitochondrial large ribosomal subunit
Molecular function (GO): translation release factor activity, codon nonspecific; peptidyl-tRNA hydrolase activity
Source: RefSeq, a predicted model, not a curated record